AUGACUGAGUAGCGGAAUGGCCUCGCGUGCAUAUGGUGUCGGCGAAGGCGAAAAAUUCUGAAUCCUGCCUCCAAAGUGAAAGAAUUCGAUUACGGGGGUCGCAGCGCAUUCAUAUGAAUGGAAACAGCCUUCGCUUCGAUGACGUAAGCACUCGCACACGUCACAUGGGCGUGCGCAGCGGUGCUAUUAAACAUUAAAAACGGCAAAUGGCGGAACGUCGGCUUUAAUUUACUGUUUUAAUAUUUUUAAAUUUAAAUGUGUUGAAUGUUUCCAUUUUGUGCGCCUUUUGGAGCAAAAGAAAAAGGCCAUUGCUUGGAGUGGGCAGCCAUGUUUUUUCCGGGCUGAGGAGCUUGGUGGGGUCAAAGUGCAUCAUUCGCUGUCGCCUUGUAAAUCUGCACUGCCCUUUAGGCCUGGCAUGAAUACUACAUCGUUUUCAUGCGGAAUAGCGACAUUGUUCAAAAGGAGAACCAUAUAAAUGCAAAUUUGAAAGUUUUCGUAUUCUACGAGAGUCACCAUGUAAACGGCCCCUGAGUCACUGCCUAUUCGUUCCCGGGUCUCUUCCUGUUCUGUAACCCAAAAUCAUCAGGAAGUGCCCCAUAAAAUGCCCCAAAAUCAACAGGAAUUCCCUGAAAAUCAACAGGUAAUGACCUGAAAUGGCCUAAAAUUACCUCGUUGCCUGGCAUUGGCUGCCACUGACAGGCCAUAGAAGUGGGAGGGGCCCGUUCGAAGAGGGAGGGGUUUCAUUACCAGCCACCCUCCCAGUUCAAGUGGAUUAGACGUCUACUAGUGAUAAAUUUACAGCGGAAGGAUAAGGAUAGCUUGUUUUUCUGUUUAUUAGGUGUUUUGUAGAAUAUCCUAGAAUGAUUUCCUUACCAAUGUAUUGAUAAUCGUUGUAUCGCCAUAUCAUGAGAUCGUUAUUGUGAGCUUUAUAUCGCAAAUCGUAUCAUAUCGUGAGGUACCAAUAGGCUCCCUAGUGUGUCUGUGUGAUUACACAUUAUUUUCUCCAUUAUCAGAAAGUCUUGGAAAUGUGCAAUUUAAAUACUUAAAUACUUUGAGCAACUAUCUAAAUAAAGUUAAUUUAUACUCGGUGUUGUCUUGUGUGUUAACAGUUUGGACCAUGGCCAAUAAGUGUGAAAACCCCACGAUGUUUCCCGAUCGUGCGCCUGGCUUAUCCUCUCUGCUCCCGAGAUAAUGUCAAUUUCAAGAGAAAGCGUGGCCUUGCAGUCAGCUAUUUGACUCACCAUCAUACGUGGAUGAGGAGAUCGUGGAGAAAACCGUGCUGCAUGGCAGAGCAGUGGACACACGCAAAUGUCAGUGUCACAUGUGAGGGACCUGUGGCAGAAUGAGGAAGUAGGGUGCCAACAUGGCCACUCCCAGGGGAAACUCUGCACCUUCUCCUCGGACACAGCUCUUUCUUAUCCUCCUCAUCACAUCCCCGGUACCUCUGCUCGCCCGGCCGCUCCUGCUUCACUCGUCCAUCAAUGUGGCAGUGGUGUUCAGCGGCUCCAGCUACCAGAGAGAGGUGCGCGGUCGGCUGAGUGGCGAGAACUUUGUGGACCUGCCCGUUGUGGUCACGCCUGUGACCGUCCUGGUCAACGACACCAACCCUCGUGACCUACUCACCCGCCUCUGUGACACAAUGGCAACAGAGAAGCUGCAUGGGGUCGUCUUUGAGGAUGAUGUUGGAUCAGGUGCCAGCUCACAGGUGGCUGAGGUAGCACAAAUUCUUGAUUUCCUGUCAACGCAGACAGCGCUGCCGAUCGUGGGCAUCAGUGGCGGCUCGGCUGUGGUCAUCCCCUAUAAGGCGGAAGGAUCUUCAUUCCUGCAGAUGGGAGCGUCUCUGGAGCAGCAGAUUCUCUGCAUGUUCAAGCUCAUGGAGGAGUAUGAUUGGGGCGAGUUUGCAAUCAUCACCAGCUUGCUGCCCGGAUACGACACCUUUGUGGAGAUUGUUGAGUCCUACACAGACACCUCCUACUUCAUGUGGGACCUCCAGGACGUCCUGUCCAUUGAGAUGUCCGUUGGGGCCAAUGAUAUGAGGACUAGGCGCAUUCUGCAGCAGGUGGACUCCCAGGUGCUACUGGUGUACUGCUCCUUUGAAGAGGCACACUUCCUGUUCCGCCAAGCGUUCGAGGUGGGCCUGGUGGGACCAGGCUACAUCUGGAUCCUGCCCAGCUUGGCUGUUGGCAACCCUGAGGUACCGCCACCCACCAGUUUCCCGGUGGGCGUCAUCGGCGUCAUCACGGAACAGUGGCGCAAGAGCUUGCGGCAGCGGGUGCGCGAGGGCGUCGCCAUCGUGGCCAAGGGCGCCGAGAGCUUCAAGAAGCAGCGAGGCUUCAUCCCUGAGGGACACGGCGACUGCAGCAAGCCCGCAAAAUACUCCGAGAACAACACGCUCUUCAGGCACAUGCUGAACGUGACGUGGGAAAAAAGGGACCUGUCGUUCAACAAUCGUGGCUUCCUCUCCAACCCUUCCAUGUUUAUAAUCGCCCUGGACCGAGAAAGAGUGUGGGACAAGGUUGGCACCUAUGGCCGGGGCAUACUGCAGGUGCGUUACCCCGUUUGGCCACGUUACGGCAACUUCCUGGAGCACGUGACCGAUGACCGGCACCUGACUGUGGCCACUCUGGAAGAGCAUCCCUUCGUCAUGGUGGAAAACGUGGACCCAGGCACAGGCACGUGUGUUCGCAACACGGUGCCUUGCAGGCGACAGUCCAAUCACACUGAGAGCAUCAUCGGCCACUCUGAGUCCUACACCAAGCUGUGCUGCAAGGGUUUCUGCAUUGAUAUCCUGAAAAAGCUCUCCCGCACCAUCAAAUUCUCUUACGACCUGUACUUGGUCACCAAUGGCAAGCACGGCAAGUUGGUACGCGGCAUUUGGAACGGCAUGAUCGGAGAGGUUGUGUACAGACGCGCCGACAUGGCCAUUGGCUCACUCACCAUAAACGAGGAGCGCUCAGAGAUCAUUGACUUCUCCGUGCCUUUCGUGGAGACGGGAAUCAGCGUCAUGGUUGCCCGCAGCAACGGCACCGUCUCCCCAUCCGCCUUCCUUGAGCCGUACAGUCCGGCCGUGUGGGUUAUGAUGUUCGUCAUGUGCUUGACUGUGGUGGCCAUCACUGUGUUCGUGUUCGAAUACUUCAGUCCAGUAGGGUACAACCGCAGCCUCGUGAGCGCAAAAGCUCCAGGUGGCCCAACCUUCACCAUCGGAAAGUCGGUGUGGUUGCUGUGGGGCAUCGUGUUCAACAACUCGGUGCCUAUCGAGAACCCAAAGGGCACUACCAGCAAGAUAAUGGUGCUAAUCUGGGCAUUUUUUGCUGUCAUUUUCCUGGCCUCAUACACCGCCAACCUGGCUGCCUUCAUGAUCCAGGAGCAGUACAUCGACACUGUGUCGGGGCUUUCUGACAAGAAGUUCCAGAAGCCACACGAGCACUACCCCCCCUUCCGCUUCGGGACGGUCCCAAACGGCAGCACUGAGCGGAACAUCCGCAGCAACUAUCCCGACAUGCACACUCAUAUGAUGAAGUACAACCAAAAGGGGGUGGAGGAGGCGCUCAACAGCCUUAAAACGGGAAAACUGGAUGCGUUCAUUUACGACGCAGCCGUGCUUAACUACAUGGCGGGCAAAGACGAAGGCUGUAAGUUGGUAACCAUCGGCAGCGGUAAAGUGUUCGCCACAACUGGCUACGGCAUCGCUCUGCAGAAAGACUCACGCUGGAAGAGGCUCAUCGACCUGGCGCUGCUGCAGUUCCUCGGUGAUGGGGACACGCAGCGCCUGGAAACAGUGUGGCUCUCAGGCAUCUGCCUGAACGAGAAGAAUGAGGUGAUGAGCAGCAAGCUGGACAUUGACAACAUGGCUGGUGUCUUCUACAUGCUGCUGGUGGCUAUGGGUCUCAGCUUGCUGGUGUUUGCCUGGGAGCAUCUGCUCUACUGGAAGCUGCGCCACUCGCUGCACAAGUCGCAUAAGCUUGACUUCCUGUUGGCGAUCAGCCGGGGUAUCUACAGUUGCUUCAAGGGGGUGGAGGAUCACGGUCGUUUCUCCCAUCUGGCCAAACCUGACCUGACAUCCAACUAUGCCCAAGCCAACAUGUUGAAGAUGCUGCGAACAGCCAAGGACCUGGUUUCCACUGCUAACGUAGAGAGCUCCCUGGACAAUGCCACUAAGACGAUUGAGCAUUUCAGCCGGCACAGCGGAGGCAGCUUGCCAGUUCGUGCUCCUCACGUUGCUACCGAAACAGUACCCGGAGGCUUUGCAUACAUCAUGGAAAACCACGCAUCCUUCCCGCAACAAUCCAUCUCCCCACAAAAGAGUGUGAGCAGGCCCACACCACUGCGAUACACGCUCCCUACCCACUCCACUUCUUGUCUGUACGAGCGGCCACUUCCUAUCUCCAGCCUCAGCAGUCCACACUUGGCGGUCAGCGAGACACAACCUGAUCAAUAUCCCCGCCAAUACCAGACCACGGGAAGACUCUAUGUGGAUACCCACCCUCACUCCAGGUUCAUCUCUUGCACCGAUCUGCAGCUGCCUGACAUCUACACAUCCCAUCCCGUCCCUCUGCCCCAAAACCAGAACACGGAGGCAGGAAUCUACCAGAGGAAACGGAGGUCAAAGAGCUUUCAGUGUGGGGAUGGCGACGCAGAGAGAAGGAAGUACAAGGAUUGCGAGAAGAACAAAAUCUGCCUCAGUGAACUGAAAGCCAACAACCUCCAGGGAAAUCACAUUUCUGCCCCCAGCAUGGAGAGCAUCUACUCGGUGGAGGGGACAUGUCCUCCAGUAGAGAACUACAGAUCCUGGCCUCCGGAGGAUGUCAUGCUGAGGGGGAGACGCAGGCGCCGCCGCCCAUCGUUCCUUAAAGCCACAUGGGGCAGCGAGCAAAUCCACCAGCUGGACGAGUCCCAGUCGUCUCUUUCCAGCCAGUCGCCCUCUACACUUCCUGACCUAUUCCCAUGCAUCCUCACGCCCACCAUGGCUGCAAAGGCCCACAACCCAGACCACUUCCGGAAUAACCUGUGCCUGCCACGGAACCAGGCCUACCUUCACAUAAGGGAGGAUCACAGAAGGCCUGCUGGGCGUAAAGGUCAAAGGCUGAGAUAUUCGCAUUCCACCCAUCUCCCAACAUAUGGCGAGGCAGUGCAGUACAGUGCCGGGUUCGGGCGGGGAAUGGUACGGAGAGCCACCAGCCUGCUCAGCAGACAAUACGCCCACUAUCUGAACUCCUGUACUGGGCUACCGCUGUACCAAUCGCCCCUUAACCUGCAAAACCACAACCAGGCUCCAGGCAGUCAUCAAGCAACCAGCCCUAUGUGCCAAUUGCUGGCCUGCGGCGGUGGACGAUGCAGGGGUCAACGGGCCCUGCUGUAUCAGGACAGCCUGUACGGAGCAUACGGCAUCUAUCAGAGUUCCCAGACAGGAUCAGAGACUCAAGGAAGUCAAGGAGGAGUUGCCCAGUCAACAAGGAGCCCUUGUGCGCUCCAGCCCUGGAGACGGGUGUCCAGUUUGGAGUCGGAGGUGUGACACAUAGAGACCGACGAGGAAAAUUUACAACUGAUCACUGUGGAGAAAGUUGGCUUGUUGCUUUUUGAGAAGACCUAGUGUCAAAAUAGAUGUGAACAUCUGCACUGUUUACUGUUUAAAAAAACGAGGAGGUUUUGUGCGCGGUGUCACCGUGUGGUAGAAGUAUAACCAGAGUUGUCAUGCUGUGAUAUUUGUGGUGUUCAUAUUUUACUGUGGUUGGGAUUCAAACUUUGGUGUCACAUCACCAGCUGUGGGGAGAUAUUAUCGGGGAUUAAAGGAUCACAUCUGUUCAAACUGUCACCCAAAACAAAACACAAAGCAGCCACUGUAGCGAUGCGUCAUGAAAGAACGCACACGUGAAGAGUUCAGAAUUUUUUUUGACAGGGUAGCGCUUUGCCAGGAUGACAUAAUCAGUUUGAGACGUCUGCAAACAGACAUCAGGUACCUUCUUUGUAGUGGUUGGCUGUCUAUUUUUAUAUCAAAUAUUACUCUAAAUUGUUAUUGUCAGAGAAGGAAAAUGCACGGAUCUGUAGCCUUUGUUUCAGCUUAUUGUUUGACAUUAAUAUAGCUUUUGUUGUGGGUUAUCUAUAAUGUUUGUUAGCAGGAUUAUGCAAAGACUGCAAGUCCAAGUUACACUAAACAAUAAGGGUGUAACGGUUCACGAGGAUGUAUUGAACCAUUUCGGUUUUGCGUGUUUGGUUCGGUUCACUUGCUUACCGUUCAGUUUUAUUUUAGUCAUAUUUUUUCCUCAUAAAAUUGAUUAUUAGCACGAGUGAAGCACUGUGUGCGAUACCCAAGUCCUGUCGGAGUUUCCACAGGGACGCCUUUAGUGCACUUCCACAUUUGACGAGCUUCCUCGCAACAAAACUUGCAAAUGACUUGUUGAAAAGGUUCAGCAUUCAAACUGCGCUUGCCGAACUAUCUGCCUCACCCCAUCCCUUCGGAAAAAUGGAGUAAAAAAAACAACUGAAAAAUAGAGCCUCGGGUGCAGGCGUUUGCUUCUUUAAUACUGUAACAAUGACAAGGAGGUGGGAAGCUUCGUCAGGCUUUUAAUCCUUUGUUUUUGAACUUAUGCAUCACAUCACGGCUAUUGUCCGCCGUAGGCGAAGCUGACAACAGCAGACAGUGUUGUCACAGAUCACAAAAAGUAAUUAGUUACCUAUUUUUUUCACCAAAGUAAGUUACUUUAAAAGUAAUUCGUCGGUUACUUUUUACCAUUUUUGUUCCCUUUGCCACCUCAACAUAUGAAUGACAACAGAAAAAUGUCAUCGCAUGUUAAUUGACUUACCGAUAAUUGUAUUUAUACGGGAAGAAUUUUGCACAUAAGGCAAUCUCCGAGUGAGCGGAGGUUUAAUUAGUCGAUGGAGUUGAUUUGAACCACCAUUAACUCGCACUAGCUUAGCCACUCCGGACCCCUAAAUCUAACAAAUAACUGACAAACUGCAUGGAAUGACUAAUUAAACCCAGCUAAUGCGAAGAUUGGGCCUAAUGUCAAAAAUUCUGAAUUUCGGGUUAGGGUUUAGGGAUUAGGGUUAACAGUAUAUCACUGCCAAUACAAAACGAUGCAAAUUGACUGCACAAUAAUCAACAACACACAAAUUAACUGCACACUGCAAUAAACACAAAGGUGGAGGCGGGCGCGGAUGCGCGCGCACAACCCAGAAGUACGCCAUACACACACGUGGUCAGUUUGGCUACAAAACAUGGCGGCAGCUAAACACUUUACAUUCAACCGGACUUACAACUAGGGCUGUCAAAAUUAUCGCGUUAACUGGCGGUAAUUAAUUUUUUAAAUUAAUCACGUUAAAAUAUUUGAUGCAAUUAAUGCACAUGCCCCGCUCAAACAGAUUAAAAUGACAGCACAGUGCAAUGCCAACUUGUUACUUGUGUUUUUUGGAGAUUUGUCGCCCUCUGCUGGCGCUUGGGUGCGACUGAUUUUAUGGGCUUAAGCACCCAUGAGCAUUGUGUAAUUAUUGACAUCAACAAUGGCGGGCUACUAGUUUAUUUUUUAUUGAAAACUUUACAAAUUUUAUUAAAGCGAAAACAUUAAGAGGGGUUUUAAUACAAAAUUUCUAUAACUUGUACUAACAUUUAUCUUUUAAGGACUACAAGUCUUUCUAUCCAUGGAUCGCUUUAACAGAAUGUUAAUAAUGUUAAUGCCAUCUUGUUGAUAUAUUGUUAUAAUAAACAAAUGCAGUACUUAUGUACCGUAUUGAGUGCAUAUAUCCAUUUUGUGUCUUAUCUUUCCAUUUCAACAAUAAUUUACAGAAAAAUAUGGCAUAUUUUAUAGAUGGUUUGAAUUGUGAUUAAUUACAAUUAAUUUUUAAGCUGUAAUUAAUUUGAUUAAAAAUGUUAAUCGUUUGACAGCCCUACUUACAACACAUCCCAAAGAUGCUAAACGAACAUGUCACCUCACGGCAUAAAUGUGCAACACGACAAUGAUCACUGACUACUCGCCGUUGCAAUGGCAAAGCUUCGAAACGGCCAACCUAUUGCUGGAACCCUCCGGAAUGAAGGAAAAAUACUCACACUCUUUCGUGGACGCACACAGAUCAACAUUCCCUCGCACAUCUCAACAGGUGGCUGCACUCAGCUCGAAUGUGCACCCGUGCUGGCACAUGCCUUUCUCAGUCCCAAAACACUUAGCGCGUGUGACUCGAGACCAAAACCGGAAGAAUUAUGAGCAGUUACCGUGGAAACGAAGACGUAGCAGGAACCUUUCUAACAUUUCCUAUUCAAAAUGCUCUUCGUACAUGACUACAAGUCUUUAUUUGACAUACAUUAUGAGGCAACAACAAAAUAGUAACGCACAGACACUAAGGAAACUAAUCAGAUUACCGGUUUGGAAAAAUGAACGCGUUAGAUUACUCGUUACUGAAAGAAAGUAAUCAGAUUACAGUAACGCGUUACUUAGUAACGCAUUAGUGACAACACUGACAACAGAACAUAGAAGGAGAAGGUAUCCUGCUCUCUCAACUCUCACACGGUGUGUUCAGGAACAGCAUGCAUAACACAACCGCCACUUUUUAGAAUCCAAAUCUGUGUAUAAAAUGCAAUUGCUUAGCUCAGAACGACAACGAACGAACCAGAGUUCAUUUGUUUGGUCCGAACUAGAGUUCGGAUACACAUUCACAUUCCCAAAAUGAAGCGAACUACCUGAGAAACAGUGCGAGUGUGAAAGCCCCCUAAGUUUCGGACAGUCUGUCAAUUUAGACUUUACAGCCUCUAAAGUCCUGUAAAUUAUAGACAUGACAACGGCAACAUGAGAAAUGCUAGAAAAAGGCUUGAGCUGAGAGACUGCCAUACUUCACUACUGUUGGGGUGCAGCAACGGGUGUCCGGCUAAAGACGCUUCUGUUAUCACCACAGCUGUUGAACACUUUUUUGACUUCCUCGUUAAACCUAUCAAUGGACAAAGGCAAGUGGAUACAUUUUAUUAAAAUAAUAAUACAAUAAUUUAAAAAAAAAUUCUUGUGGUUUUUUUCUCCCACUUAUACCAAAUCGACCAUGAAAAAGACUAAUUGAAUUGUUAUUUUUUGAUUUGGCUGAGAACUAUGACAUCAUGUCCAUGCAUCCAAAAGCUCAAAUAAAAAGAUGUAUACAAAAAAUAGUAAAUACCUUUUAUUUAUUUACACACAUUCUAUUGUUUAGAUUUUAAAAAACAAAAGCAUUUAAAGUUUUUUUCUUGCAUUUUUUGUGCCAAAAAUGAACCGAACCGAGCACUUCAGAAAUCGAAAUUACAUUUUGAUGUACUGUUACACCCCUACUAAAAAAGAUUACCGAAGGGUGGUCUGAGCCACAGAAUGGAGCAUUAUGGGAUUUGGAGCAGACUAAGGGGCCGUUUACAUGGUGAUGCUCCGAGAAUACGACAAAUUUCGAAUUUGCAUUUAUAUGGUUCCAUCUCCAUUCAAACAAUGUCGCAAUUCCACGUGAAAACGAUGUAGUAUUCAUGACGGGCCCUAGGGGUCAGUGCAAAUUUACAAAGCAACAGCCAAUGAUUCACUUUGACACCAACAACCUCCUCAGCCCGAAAGACAACAUACCCGCCCACUCCAAGCAAUCACAUUUUUGUUUUGCUUCAAAAGGCACAAAAAUGAAAAAUGUUUAAAUUAAAAAUAAUAUUAGAAACAGUAAAUUAAAGCUGACAUUCCACCAUAUUUGCUGUUUUUAAUGUUUAGUAGCACCGCCGCGCACUCCCAAUGUGACGUUUCUGAGUGCUGACGUUAUCGGAACGGGAGCUUUCCAUUGAUAUGGAUGCGGAGCAAGCCCCCUCAAUCGAAUCCUUCCAUUUUGGAGCCUGGAUUUAAACAUUUGUGUCUUUGCCUUCCAUUUUUGCCGACGCCAUAUAAAGGCGAGGCCAUUCCGCAACAUAAUCCUUGCGUCUUGGUGUCGCAGAGUCACCAUGUAAACUGCCCCUAAAAAUGACAACCCUAAAUCCUCAAUGUUAACCUAACCUUAACCUCUAAACCGAAUCUUACCCCUACCUCUCAGCUCGAACCCUAACCUUAAACAUUUUCAUUCUGGACCUAUUAUCAUCCUCCAGGAACUUGGAAAUAACCAGCCACAAAACAAACGCAGCACCACUGACAGAGUUUGAUCUGCUCUGUUCCUUCCAGUUUAGCUUCGUUUUUGUGUGUCACAAGUGGUCAUGCAAGCGUUUUGCCAGUCAGUCCCUAAUGAAUGACUUCAUCGACCCAUGUUGCAGCUAAAGAUUCCAAUAUUUCCCUCAGGGGUUGACGGAAACCAAAUAAAAGGGGGAAAAAAACUAAGCAGAUGGAAGUCGGACACAGCUGACUGAACUUAAGACGACAUUGCUCUACCUAAUAUAACACGAUGUUGCUGCCGCCAUGGUGAAAAAAAUGAAUGUUUUGGGCUUAUAUACGAGGAAAUGGUUUAUGAAUGCAGUCCACAUGAUCACAAUUUGCAAGGAAGAUUUCUGGACAGCACUGACCAGCACGAGGUGUCUUAUUCAUUCAACCAUGGGCUCCUCACUGGGUCUCCUUACGGGGCCAUAAUACAGCACAGAGAACACAAGGGCCUCAUGAUACUUACUAAUAUUUAUUUGGAAAUGUUAUAUUGAUAUGAAUAUAAUGUGUUAUUUAAGUGUCAUUUGUGUAAUCUACUUAGGAAUUUAUAGUCACUCACAAAUUUUGUAUUCACAUUUCUGGCACAUGGUGUAAUGACUAGCAUAUUUGUUACAAUUGUACUUACACGCUCAGUUUGCCGAUUAGGAUUUUCAUCACUCUUUUUUCCACUGUUUUGUAUUCCCUCUUCGUCCCUGCUUUUGUUCCGUCACUGAUUGCUUAAUGAUCAAUUUUAAAUGAGGUGAUUGAAAGCUAUUAUUCUAUCUAGAUUACCCAUCUCCCCCACCCUGUAAUGAAUCACUUAGACCAAUUAAAGAGCCUUUUUUGGACGACUACAAAUUGGUGUCUAUUUUUCUAAACACCCCCGUCCACCUUGAUUUAAAUCAGACAAUCACUGGUGAGAUUUUUAGCUGGUUAAGGCAGCCAAUGUGUGCUGCAGGAAAUUAUCUGCCAAGUCAUACAUUGUAAUAUUCUGAGAGAAAUCUCAUAAUAUUAUGAGAUUAAAGUCGUAAUAUUACGAGAAAGAAAUCAUAAUGUUACGAGUUUAAAGUUGUUUUAUUAUUUUUGCGUAACGUGAACCGGAACUUGUUUAGCUUCACGGG
This is a messenger RNA of Corythoichthys intestinalis (scribbled pipefish), 11197 nucleotides long. RefSeq names its product glutamate receptor ionotropic, NMDA 2C-like. Gene Ontology annotation, molecular function: NMDA glutamate receptor activity. The coding region runs from base 1364 to 5512 and encodes 1382 amino acids. The transcript is spliced from 18 exons. The record is from RefSeq and is a predicted model, not a curated record. Gene Ontology annotation, cellular component: NMDA selective glutamate receptor complex; plasma membrane. Gene Ontology annotation, biological process: excitatory postsynaptic potential; monoatomic ion transport; long-term synaptic potentiation. Lineage: Eukaryota; Metazoa; Chordata; Actinopteri; Syngnathiformes; Syngnathidae.